AUGUUAAUAUAUUUAUUCAUAAUUUUAUUAUCAAGUAGUUUUUGUGCUACUGAUGAGAAAAUUCAUGACGCCAAUGAACCUGACAAUGGACCAUUUAAUUUUAAAUUUACAAAACUUAUUGAUAUCCGGUUAGGUGGAAAAAACUUUGAUCAUAAUUUAAAUGAUAUUAUCCACUCAAACAUUCAUGAAGCUAUUGGAGUUGAUAACUCAAAGAAAUCAUCACCAGAAAUGUAUCUUGAAAACGAACCGCAUGAAGAACAAGACGUAAGAAUAGAACGAUCUUUAAACACCGACCAAAAUCGUAUUAUCAAUCGAUUAGACAGUACUACUGGCAAAUUACCAAAUCUUCAGAACGUUUGCCAGAAAUCUAAUUGCGAAUCACAAACACUAAGCAAUGUAGGAAUCAACAGUGAGUUUUGCGAUGGAUUAGUAGGUUUAAGCAAACUUCAAUAUUGUGAUUUUUUUGAAGAAAAAUAUUUAAAAAAUGAUACUAAAGCUACCAAAAGUAAUAUACCGAAGAGCUGUAAAGAAAUUCAAGAAAAUGGCCAAAACAAAUCUGGAAUGUACCAAAUCCAACCUAAAACCAUAUUUAAACCAAUUUUUGUCAUGUGUGAUAUGGAAACUAAAGAUGGUGGUUGGACGGUUGUUCAAAAAAGAUUUGAUGGUUCGGAAAAUUUUUACAGAGAAUGGCGUGACUAUAAAUUUGGUUUUGGAGACCUCAAGCGGGAAUUUUGGCUCGGUCUUGAAAACAUCUAUCACAUCGUAGGAUUUGAAGUAAGCGAAUUACUAGUAGAAAUAACUGACAGAGACAAAAUUAAAGCUUAUGCCCACUAUAAAUCAUUCGGUAUAGGUCCAGAAACAGAUGGAUAUCCUUUAAAUUUCCUAAACGGAUUUAGCGGUGACGCUGGGGACUCACUAGGAUACCAUUCAGGCGCUAAGUUUAGCACCAAGGACAUGGAUCAGGACACAGAUCCGGGUAGUUGCGCUGAAACAUAUCUUGGUGGUUGGUGGUACAAAAGCUGUCACAAGAGCAACCUGAAUGGAAAAUACAUUAAUCUCGCUCUUCCCGGGCAGUAUAAAUUCAAAGGUCUCCAUUGGGAGGGAUUUAGAGGGCACGAAUACUGUCAUUUAGGAUCCAGAAUGUUGAUCAGACCAAGCACACCUAAAUAA
Psylliodes chrysocephalus is the source of this 1170-nucleotide messenger RNA. The record is from the annotation of a GenBank genome assembly. Lineage: Eukaryota; Metazoa; Arthropoda; Insecta; Coleoptera; Chrysomelidae.